Stereum hirsutum FP-91666 SS1 is the source of this 813-nucleotide messenger RNA. RefSeq lists its product as uncharacterized. The record is from RefSeq and is a predicted model, not a curated record. Lineage: Eukaryota; Fungi; Basidiomycota; Agaricomycetes; Russulales; Stereaceae. The transcript has 2 exons. Gene Ontology annotation, cellular component: mitochondrion. Bases 1 to 813 code for a protein of 270 amino acids.
AUGCGGUUUACAAGGGUUGUGCAUAGCACACUUGGGCAUCUUUCCAGUGUGCACCGUGGUACGGCCUUCGAAAAGCGUUCUCUUAACCUUCUUCAGUCAACCAUGUCCAUGUCACUUGCUCGCGUUGGUGGACGGGCCGAUGGAGGCGUUGACCUCCUCGGCUGGUGGUGGCUUCCUGAAGCCGGAUCCCUAGACCCAGAACCCCGCCGUCGCAUUCGUGUCCUUGGUCAAUGCAAAGCUGAGAAGAAAAAGAUGGGUCCCAAUUACGUGCGCGAACUUGAAGGGGUAGUGUACAAAUACACGUCCGAGGCUCGUCGUCUCUCCGACACCUCUUCGAGUCCAAAUCCUACUUCUCUCUCGCCAUCAUCUUCUGCACUUCCUAACCUCAACGCUGAAGACUUUCUCGUCGACCUCACGGGACAUAACGCCUUCCGCAAUCCUCGCAAUCCGACAUCAUUACCCAUCGUUGCCGUCCUCGUCUCUGAAUCAUCUUUCACUCAAGCAUGUCUUCUCACCGCUCAUGCGUCCCCUGUUCCGUUCUUUCUACUUCAUCUACCUCCUUUCGCGUCGCUACCCCAUCCUGACGAAGCCCGCCCAUCAUCUGGCCCUAUGGGAACAUUAUACUGGAAUGCUGCCCUUUCCUCAUCGCAUGGGUUGCUGGGCACAGAGUUUGAGAUCAGAUGGGAGCGCGAUCCGGAGAAUACGGAGGGGGAGACGAAGGGAAGACCGAGGUUGUGGUAUGGUGGGAAGAGACUGCCGAAUUGGAUACCUGGUCUGGAUAGGGGCAAUAUCGAUUCAAGCGGGGCUUCCUGA